AUGGUUUACUGUCGGAGCAUUAUAGCCGCCGCCCUCGUGGCGAGCGUCGCCCUCGGCGCCACCACUUCGACGCCAUCUGCAAGGGAGUCCGCACAGCCCUCUGCCACCGCCGCCCCCGAGCCGAAGGCGUUUGGGCCGUCGAGUGAGUGCCACAAGUACCACAUCUUUGCGGUCCGGGGAAGCAGUGAACCGUAUCCGGGACGGAUGGGCCGGCUGCUCCAGUCGCUGUGCCAAGAACUCGGCGAGGAAGACUGCGGCUAUGAGGAUGUUCAGUAUCCGGCCAACUCGAGUUACGAUGGACCGGGUUUGUUCUGCCAGAGCGCAUCGACGGGGGCCAGAAAUGGGCAGCGCCAGAUGAAGGAGUAUUCCGAGCGGUGCCAAGAUUCGGGCUUGAUGUUGCUCGGAUAUAGCCAGGGUGCAAGUGUUGCCGGGGAUAUCUUGGGUGGCGGUGGCGGCUUUAUCUAUGGAUGCGAACAGCCUGAGAACCCACCGCUCAACCGGACCUCACGGCCGGGCAGCAAGGUCAUUGCGGCUGUGACUUGGGGCGCGGUCCGACACACGGCAAACCAGACGUAUAACCAGGGAGAAGGAUCAUCGUACGACGGCAUUCUGCCUCGUUCCGGUGAGCAGCUUGAAGCGCUCAAGCAGUAUUCGAGAAUCUAUCGUGACUGGUGCAACUACGGGGAUGCGGUAUGUGCCGUUGAGUCUCAGAAAAUCGCAAGCGCAGAAGAUGCCGACCCCCUGCCGCACUGGAACUACUUUGAUGGAAACAACAGCGAUUCGGCCAAGGAGUGGAUCCUGGACACUGUCAGGAAUGGUGGCGAUACCUCGACGGAUGAUGAGAAGUCAGAGAAUGACGAGGUUUCGUCUCAAGGGAAGCCCGAGCCUGAAGACCAGCAGGAUUCGGGCGCCAAUGAACGCAGGAUCCAAGGCACGACGUGGGUGGCUUUGACGUCGGCAGUUUUGCUCUCUGUCUGGUGUCUGUAA
This is a messenger RNA of Pyricularia pennisetigena, 987 nucleotides long. RefSeq lists its product as uncharacterized. The record is from RefSeq and is a predicted model, not a curated record. The coding region runs from base 1 to 987 and encodes 328 amino acids. NCBI's taxonomy places the organism in Eukaryota, Fungi, Ascomycota, Sordariomycetes, Magnaporthales, Pyriculariaceae. The transcript is spliced from 2 exons. Gene Ontology annotation, molecular function: hydrolase activity.